AUGUGGCGGCAGGAGCUCCGCUGGAUGCGCCACGUCGUGCGCGCGCCGGACCAGGAGCUGCGUCUCGACCGAUGGCUGCGACUGCAGUUCCCGUUUCUGCCGCAGAGCUUCUGGCAGUCGGAGCUGCGCAAGCGCCAGAUCCGACUGCAGUCCGCCGCGUCGCAUUUCGAAGCGACUCGAGCCAAUUCAGUACUGCGCGAAGGUUCCGUCGUGGCCAUUCACGCGCGUCUGUUUCAGUCAAAGCUCCUCCAGUCGCUGAAGUUUGACGUACGGACGAAGUUUCGACUGGAAGCGACGCGAGGGAACGAGACAAUGGGCACGAGUGGAGACGUGAAGCGAGCGAAGCGCUUGAUGGAGCGCGUUGUGUAUCAAGACGCGCACUUUGUGGUACUUGACAAGCCUCAGGGACUUGCAGUGCAGGGCGGCUCGAAGUUGACCGAGUCGCUGGACCGGUACUUGCCAUUCCUGGCCAAGCUCAUGGGAAGUGGCUCCUGCAAGCAAGCGAAAAACAACGACAAUGACGACGACGACGACCAGCAAGAGACACUGCGACUGGUGCAUCGACUGGACAAGGAGACUUCGGGCGUGCUGGUGCUGGCGCGUUCCCGUCUCGCAGCUGCCAAGUUCUCGGCGCUGCUCCGAAGCGGGGCUGUGCACAAGACGUACGAGGCACUCGUGGCAAGACGCUCGUCAAAAGGCGAGAGCUCCUCGAGCUGGAAACAGUUGGAAGGACAAGAGGUACAUGACCCAGUGGACGGCAAAGCCGCGUGCACGUUAGUGGAGCGCGUGCUGCAGCGAAACGACGACCGCCACAUUGAGCACAGUGGUAGGACCGCCUGGCUGCAGCUCCGACCUCGCACGGGUCGCAAGCACCAACUUCGAGUGCACUGUGCGCAAGCAUUGGAUGCGCCGAUUGUCGGGGACACCAAAUACGGCGGACGUCGGGCCGAUCGACUGUAUUUACAUGCAGCAUGGAUUCGCUUUCCAGACCCGUUUCAUGAGGGAUCGUUCAUUGACGUGAAGUGCGAGAUGGAGGCUUGGGAGCGACCGGAUUCGAUAUGUACCGGGGUGAAUCGUUACAUAACAAUUUAUAAGAAAUUGUUAAUAGAAUAUAACUAG
Molecule: messenger RNA, 1119 nt
Organism: Peronospora matthiolae
Lineage: Eukaryota; Oomycota; Peronosporomycetes; Peronosporales; Peronosporaceae
Source: the annotation of a GenBank genome assembly